AAUUAAAAUUAAUCGGUCGGUGGGCUCAUGGUGGGCUACAUCAUCUGAACUUUAAAUUAAUUCAUAUUUUUUCAAGCUUAAGGGAGAUUUUUGAUAUUGUAGUAAAACAAGAGAGCUUUUGUGUUUAUAGUUCGAAGAACGUAUAUAAGUAAACAUGUGGAGUGAUUCGUUGUUAAUUGUUUUCAUUUCGAUUUGUACGGCCUUUUUAGGAGAAGGCUUGACAUGGAUUCUUGUCUAUAGAACAGAAAAAUAUCAAAAACUUAAGGUUGAGGUGGAGCGACAAAGUAAAAAAUUGGAGAAGCGCAAGGAGGCCCAUGGUGACUCAUUGGACAAACAACAUAAGAAGAAGAUUGAACGUGAAGAGGAGAGGCUUAAAAAUAACAACCGGGACUUGUCUUUAGUGAAAAUGAAGUCAAUGUUUGCCAUAGGCUUUGCUUUUACGGCAUUGCUUAGCAUGUUUAACAGUAUAUUUGAUGGAAGAGUAGUAGCCAAGCUGCCUUUUUAUCCCAUUUCAUGGAUUCAAGGACUAAGUCACAGGAACUUGCCAGGAGAUGACUUCUCUGAUUGCUCAUUUAUUUUCUUGUACAUAUUGUGCACUAUGAGUAUAAGGCAAAAUAUCCAGAAAUUGCUGGGAUUUGCGCCAUCCCGUGUGGCGUCAAAGCAGGGUGGAGCUCUGUUUGCAGCUCCACCAGCACAGUUCAAGUAAAUAGGGACUAAAGGUAGUUUCAUAAUAAAUUUUAUUGUUAUUUUCCGUUAUUAAUAGUAGUGCUGAUAAUUUAUAAUAUUACCUAUGAUAGAAAUUCAGACACAUUAUUCAAAUUAACAGGUAUAGAAGUGGUGGAAAUUACUAUAUUAUUUAUUACAUUUUGAUACAAAGUUUCUGUUGCUAAAUUACAGCAUCAGUAUAUGUUAAUUGAUAGGUUUACUAAACUUAUUGUUAUUUAGGUUUGUAAAAUAAGUUGGUUCAAUUUAUUUAUGUUAAUAAAUUUUCUAUACAAAAUA
Messenger RNA from Cydia fagiglandana, 1002 nucleotides. RefSeq names its product calcium load-activated calcium channel. Gene Ontology annotation, molecular function: calcium channel activity. Gene Ontology annotation, biological process: endoplasmic reticulum calcium ion homeostasis. The record is from RefSeq and is a predicted model, not a curated record. Gene Ontology annotation, cellular component: endoplasmic reticulum membrane; endoplasmic reticulum; cytoplasm. Lineage: Eukaryota; Metazoa; Arthropoda; Insecta; Lepidoptera; Tortricidae. Bases 155 to 706 code for a protein of 183 amino acids. The transcript has 5 exons.